Messenger RNA from Schistocerca piceifrons (Central American locust), 603 nucleotides. Its product is annotated as ATP-dependent lipid A-core flippase-like. The record is from RefSeq and is a predicted model, not a curated record. Lineage: Eukaryota; Metazoa; Arthropoda; Insecta; Orthoptera; Acrididae. Gene Ontology annotation, biological process: transmembrane transport. The coding region runs from base 1 to 603 and encodes 200 amino acids. The transcript has 4 exons. Gene Ontology annotation, molecular function: ATP binding; ATPase-coupled transmembrane transporter activity; ATP hydrolysis activity.
AUGCGAGGCAACAUCCGGUUCUACAAGGUGGGAUUCCGGCCGGGCCCGCCGCAGCUGCGCGAGUUCUCGCUGCAGCUACGUGAAGGGCAGAGCGUGGCGCUGGUGGGGCCCCCGGGCUGCGGCCGCUCGCUGCCCGUGCCGCUGCUGCUCGGCUUCUACCGGCCCACCUGCGGCACGCUGCUGCUGGACGGACGUGACGUCACACAGACGAGCCUGGCCGUGGUGCGCAGCCAGAUGGCGCUGGCAGACGGCAACGCUACCUUCUUCCGUCGCACUGUGGCCAGCAACAUCGCUUACGGUUGCUGGGACGCCCGCACUGAUGACAUCAUUUCUGCCGCUAAGGAGGCCGGAGCGCACGACUUCAUCACCGCACUGCCAGAGGGCUACGCCACAGUGCUGGAUGGGCGGGUGACGCUGACGCCAUCGCAGCGGCUGCGGCUGUCGCUGGCAAGAGCAGUGCUGCGGGACGCGACAGUCCUGCUCGUUGAGAACCUGCGCAAGGUCGAGGACGAUGACGCAGAGGCGCAGCAGCAGCAGCAGCAGCAGCAGCAGCAGCAGCAGACUUCAAUGCAUACACGGCAGUACCAUCAGUGCACUACAUAA